Colossoma macropomum (tambaqui) is the source of this 752-nucleotide messenger RNA. It is a transcript of the gene sec61b, whose product is annotated as SEC61 translocon subunit beta. The transcript has 4 exons. Gene Ontology annotation, cellular component: Sec61 translocon complex. The record is from RefSeq and is a predicted model, not a curated record. NCBI's taxonomy places the organism in Eukaryota, Metazoa, Chordata, Actinopteri, Characiformes, Serrasalmidae. Gene Ontology annotation, biological process: intracellular protein transport. The coding region runs from base 147 to 440 and encodes 97 amino acids.
GGCUACUAAGAGGGACCUUCUUAGUGUUGUCGUGGCCUUUUCAGUCUUCUCGAUUCUAAAGCGUCGUUGCGGUAGGAGUUCAUUCACAGAGCCGUCCUCUCCGAUCAAGUUUUAUUCUACAAGGCUCCAGAAACCCUCAAGACAAAAUGCCUGGACCUGCAGCAAGUGCAUCAAACGUGGGUGCCUCCGGCCGCUCCCCUAGUAAGUCAGUGGCCCCUCGUGCGGCUGGCUCAACGGUCAGACAGAGAAAAGCCACUGGCAGUGGCACGAGGUCUGCAGGCAGAGCUACAGCAUCAGCAGGAACGGGUGGCAUGUGGCGCUUCUACACUGAGGACUCGCCAGGACUUAAAGUUGGGCCAGUGCCAGUACUGGUAAUGAGUCUGCUCUUCAUCGCAUCGGUCUUCAUGCUGCACAUAUGGGGAAAGUACACCCGCUCCUAAAUUUCAUCGACCUUUGAUCUUGGACCCCCAAACUCAUCAGCGAUUUUGACUUAAGCCAUUGGACUCGGACCAAACUCUGAUCAUCCUCACACUGAACCAUUUUCAUUUAUUUUAAAGCGCCCAUUUCAGGGUUUCACUCCCACCCUCCAUUGUCUGGCUCAACAAAGGAUUCCUGCCCACUACAACUUUCAUUUAUUCUCUCAAUUUUUUUUUUUGUUUCAUCAGAUCUGGAGCAGCACGUGUAUGUAUUAUUUUUUGCUAACCUUUGUACAAACGAUUAUGUAAAAUUGUACAAUAAAACAUCACAAAAUA